Molecule: messenger RNA, 708 nt
Organism: Haemonchus placei
Lineage: Eukaryota; Metazoa; Nematoda; Chromadorea; Rhabditida; Trichostrongylidae
Source: the annotation of a GenBank genome assembly
AUGAAGCCAAAUUCGGCUGCUUGGAUCGAUGCAAGAGCACGAUUCGACAUCAUCGAUGGUGCUGCAGGACUGUUCUCUCCCGGAUUUGUGCUGCGGUGGCCUAAUGGAAAAAUCGUUCGAUUCACCAAUUGGGCUAACGGGAAUGGUGCCGAGCUGAUCGACCGCAUGAGCAAAUGCGUACAUCUACGGUCGACAACCGGAGAAUGGCAAAAUGCAGCCUGUGAUGAACCGGCUACCGUAAUCUGUGAGAAACGACUGCACCGUCCGGUCGUACGGUACUGUCCAAAACAUUGGAUGUACAUGGACGCUACCCAAUCAUGUUAUCGGGCGAUAACCCGUACCAAUAUGACCAUACUGGAUGCGGACAACCGCUGUUUCCAGCUAGGCGCUGAAAGCAAUCAUGAUGCCAUGCUCGCCAGUAUAGGAGACGAAUUAGAGAACCAAUUUAUCAAAGAUCUUGCUCGCGAAAAGAACCCAAAUUUUGACUUUGUGAUGCUGGGAGCUUUCGGUCGUUCAAAUAAUGGCCAUAAAUGGCAAUGGAUGGAUGGAACGCCUUUCACCUAUCAGAAUUGGGAUCGUGGAAUGCCAUUUGGUCGACGAGCUCUAGCUGUUUUGGUAAUGAAUCGACGUGGGAAAUGGAUCAAUCACUAUGCUGAUCGGAUACUGUCACAGUUCAAUGCGGUGGCUGUUUGCAAGAUGAAGCCUUAG